This is a messenger RNA of Malassezia restricta, 3078 nucleotides long. RefSeq names its product ubiquitin conjugation factor E4 B. The coding region runs from base 1 to 3078 and encodes 1025 amino acids. NCBI's taxonomy places the organism in Eukaryota, Fungi, Basidiomycota, Malasseziomycetes, Malasseziales, Malasseziaceae. The transcript has a single exon. The record is from RefSeq and is a predicted model, not a curated record. Gene Ontology annotation, biological process: protein polyubiquitination. Gene Ontology annotation, cellular component: ubiquitin ligase complex; nucleus; cytoplasm. Gene Ontology annotation, molecular function: ubiquitin-ubiquitin ligase activity.
AUGGCGACGUGGGAUGCAUGGGCGCAGGAGGCCAUAGCCCAUGUAUUUGGUGCGACACUCCGGCCUGGUGAAGCGAAUGAGCAUCUUGUCUAUGUGCCGGAAUUGCGAGACGAAUUGGAGGCGGAACGAGGCGAGUCGGAGCCCAUGGCGACGUGGGACAUGUCAGACCGUCUGCUGAUUGCACGACUAUCGCUGGCCGAUGCUCGGGAUACUAGCUGGGACUAUAUCAUUGGUGCUUGGACCCGCUGCGUGCGUGAAGAGCAGCGAAUUCAGGCUUCCUCCCUGUCUUUCAAGUCGCGCGCACUCGAAGGGCUGCAGCAUGCACGCAGUCUGCUCACAAGUUAUGCGGGUCUCUUGCUCGAUAUGCCAGACAUGUUCCCCAGGAGCACCAAGCAUGGAUCUGAGCUUGGCCCUGAGGCGAUGGUACCAACGCUCCUCAACUUGGCAGCGCUGGACGACGACGCACCUGUGCCGACGCUGUUCGAUUGGGACGCCGUACCUCCUUCGCUGGCCGCCUCGUUCGUGCACGAUGUGAUCACGAGAUUCGCGCCGGACGAUGCACUCGAUACGGUGCUGGGCCAGAGUCUACAUGCGCUCACGCAGUGUGUGAUUCGGCCGCCCGGCGCCCCGGCGGACGAAUCAAACCAACAGACCGCCGUGGCUAACGACAUACACGCUGUGCUAGCACAAAUGCUCGGCGUACCCAACCCACAGGCACAAGCCUCUGAAUUCUCCCCCCCGCGCGAAGGAAUGACGAUUGCCCAGCUGGACUGGCGCCCGAUUCAGAUGGCGCUCGCCGCCGCGGUAGAGCACAAAACGCUCGCAGCAGCCCUGCCGUUCUUUGCAUCUUUCCAUCCAGACACGACAGCAGCCCACAUGGAGCGUGACUCGUUAUUGGGCCCGUUAUUACGUCUCUCGUGUUUUCCAGAUGCAUACCCAUCCAUUGCUCACGAUACCUUUACAGAUGCUCGAUCGCGCUCGCCCAUGGAACUGGAAAGCAGCAUGAGCUCCUUGCGCAUGUCCCUGCAUGUCGUGCAAAAAGCCAACUUUCAUAUCUUCAACGCACUCGUGCGCGCCGGUGCCGAGCCACGCGAGCGUGUCCUGGCAUUCUGGGGCGACAUCUGUCAUCUGAACGCGAAGCGCGGAGCUAUGCAGGUGCGAUCGCGCGAAGUGGCCACAGACGCCUUUAUGAUGAAUGUGUUUGACGUCCUCCUCCGCUUUUCAGAACCAUUCGCCGAGCCAACAUGCGGCAAGAUUGACCGAAUUGAUCCCCUGUACCUCCAGUCACAGCGGCGAUGGGAUACGUCGACGCUGACUCGCAUUCUCGCAAGUGAGGCAGAGGGUGUUCAAUGGAUCCAACAUACCCCCGCACCCCAUGCACAGCGGCCCGCCAACUUUGUGACAGAGGUAUUUUUUAUUACGUUGCGUCUCGUGAAUGUGGCGCUCGGCAAGGUGCUUCGUCGCGUAGAGCACCGCGAGAAGGAAAUGGAUCGCCUGCAAAAGCGUGUCGCAGAGCUCGAGGAAUCCCGCUCGACAUGGGACAACGCGCCUUACCCUACCGGCAUCGAACAGGUCCUGCAGCGAGCCAGGGCCCAGAGCGACAAGCUGUACAGCGAAGUUCUCGCCGCUCAGACCCAGCUGCUAGAGCCCGAAUUCGUACAGCGGGCCUUGUCAUUCACGAGCUUCUCCAUGACAUGGCUUGUCCGCCUGGCCGACCCUCGUCAGGCACAUCCACAUACGACCGUGUCAUUGCCUCUACCAAAAGAAGUGCCUGAAAUAUUUCGCAUGCUACCUGAACAUAUGUUUGAAGAUGCUUGCGACACGGUGCUAUUUUACUCUCGCCGAAAGCCCGAUGUGCUCGAUGGACCAGCGCGCGAGAGUAUCACGACGUUCUGUACAGUAUUUUUGUCGAGUGGAUGGUACGUCCGGAACCCCUUCCUCAAGGCCAAGCUCGCCGAAAUGUUGUCGUACAAUGUCAUGCCAUACGGCGCCCUCUCGAUGGGCGUGCUGGGCGAUGCCAUCAACAAUCAGCCACUGGCCAUCGCUCACCUUGUGCCAGCCUUGAUGACGUUCUGGAUCGAGGCGGAGUCGACAGGCUCUCACACACAAUUUUACGACAAGUUCAAUAUCCGAUACCACCUCGGCCAUGUAUUCAAGGCGAUUUGGGACAAUGUCGACCACAAGAAGCAAUUGCACACGCAGGCGCGUGAGAACCAAGCCGAGUUCGCCGUGUUCAUCAACCGGCUCAUGAACGACGUCACCUUCUUGCUCGAUGAUGCGCUCGAGAAGCUGACUGAGCUGCAUAUGAAGCAGGCCGAGAUGGAUGAUCAUUCCGCAUGGCACCAGCGCCCGGCUCAAGAGCGCCAGGAAUUUGAGAGUAUCGUGCGGACCAUCCAAGCUCAGAUCAGAAGUGACUUGGGCUUGGGCCACGAAUUUUUGCGCUUAUUUAUCAUGUUCACGAAAGAAACGAGCGCCUCAUUCAUGAUGCCAGAGAUUGUCGAUCGUCUCGCGGCCAUGCUCGACUACAAUCUCGACGUGCUCGUGGGUCCUCGGUGCCAGGACCUCAAAGUCAAGGACCCCAAGGCAGUCGGCUUUGAUCCACGCAGUCUCCUAAGUGAGAUUCUGUCGGUGAUUUUAAACCUUGCGCCUCACGAAGAGUUUGCGGCGGCCAUGGCACGCGAUGGACGCAGCUACAGUCGUGAGAUCUUUUCCAAGGCAGCUAGUAUUGCUCAGAGACACAUGCUCAAGAGCCCCGUCGAUAUCGAUGCGCUCGCACAACUCGUGGACCGCGUAGAAAAAAUCAAGGCGCAAGAGGCAAUGGAGGAAGAAGACCUCGGCGAAGUACCGGACGACUUCCUGGAUCCUCUACUUGCCACGAUUAUGCGCGAUCCUGUUCGGCUUCCUGCGAGUCGCGCUGUCAUUGACCGCUCUACGAUCAAGGCCCACUUGCUUAGUGAUGGCACGGAUCCAUUCAACCGCAUGCCGCUCAAGCUUGAGGACGUCAUUCCGGCAGACGACGUGCGCGAGCAAAUCGAGGCAUGGAUCAAGGCGCGCCGUGCGUCGUCUUCUCCUACCUAG